AAAAACAAUGAAAACUUAAUGCGGGAAUAUAUUAACAGAUCAGAUCGAUUGUAUAAGUAUUUGUUGUCAAUGUGUUGUGAAUUUCAGCAGGUCGAUUAUUGCUCGCCACAAGGAAUAGAUACAUGCUAUAGCUUUCUUCACAAUAUCGAUCAUGAAGAAUACCAAGCUCAAUCUUGUUCAUUUUAUAUCAGCAUUGUCUUUCUCGCUACUCAUUUUAUCAGUAUCAGCACAGAAAACAAAUCUUAUUGAUGCUGGGGCGAUAUUGGUCAUACAAGCAAGUUUUAAAGGAUUAAAUUCAACAUUGGCUGAUCCAUGUCUUCCUACACCAUUAUCAUGGGUUACCUGUAACUCUGAUGCUGUCCCAAGAAUAAUAGCGCUAAAUUGUGGUAACAAAGAUCUAAUUGGAGUCUUCGUUGAUUUUAGCGUAAUGGAUGCACUUGAAAUCAUAGACUUCAGCAAUAACCAUUUGACACAAGACUUUCCUGAUUUUCUUGCCGAAUUUCCAAAACUGAAAGAGCUGAAUUUGGCGGAUAACAAUUUAUUUGGAACAGUUCCUACUUCAUUACAGAAGAACAAGGACUUAAAGUUGAAGUUGUCCGGAAACAAAGGCUUGUGCUAUUCUGAUGAAGCUGUAUGCGGACCCAUCGAAUUAGCAAAAGGAGUAAAUGCAGGAAGUCGUAUAAACUCGUUAGAAAGCAUAAUAGGAACUGUAAUUUCAGCUUUGGUGAUGUUUUGGUUUAUUGUUUAGGAUAAUUGUCUUUUGAAUCUCCAAGAUGCAAGGAAUGAGGUGUGCGUUUGGUGGGGGCUGUAUAUAUUCACCUGCCCGUGCGGGAUGAAUUCAGCUGCUGGUUUGGUUUUGUUUGUUGUAAAUUUGCAAUCAUCUUGAGUGGAAUCCUGGUUGGAAAUAUGUGUGUAAUCUCUAAUACACACACAAAAUUAAAUUCUUUAUAUGGUAA
Molecule: messenger RNA, 956 nt
Organism: Papaver somniferum (opium poppy)
Lineage: Eukaryota; Viridiplantae; Streptophyta; Magnoliopsida; Ranunculales; Papaveraceae
Product: putative leucine-rich repeat receptor-like serine/threonine-protein kinase At2g19230
Exons: 7
Coding region: 152-748 (198 amino acids)
Source: RefSeq, a predicted model, not a curated record